This is a messenger RNA of Mercenaria mercenaria, 3462 nucleotides long. Its product is annotated as N-acetylglucosamine-1-phosphotransferase subunits alpha/beta-like. The coding region runs from base 215 to 2335 and encodes 706 amino acids. NCBI's taxonomy places the organism in Eukaryota, Metazoa, Mollusca, Bivalvia, Venerida, Veneridae. The transcript is spliced from 16 exons. Gene Ontology annotation, molecular function: calcium ion binding; transferase activity, transferring phosphorus-containing groups. The record is from RefSeq and is a predicted model, not a curated record. Gene Ontology annotation, cellular component: Golgi apparatus.
CCACACUGAACAUUAGCUCUUAUUAUAGCAUGAGACUGGAUUACAAAAUUGCUUUUUAAAUUAUUUUGGAAUAAAACUCCACUCAGUGGCGAGGAGAUUUACUUUCAAUCAAACACACCUUUCUUGGACAGAGCAUAUGAAAAUUCUAGCAACACUAAUUACGUUGAAUAACCUUGCACCGUGAUAUAUUACCGCUCUUUUUCACAUCGUCGAAAUGAGUCUAAGGAGACUAUGUGGUAGGCGAAGAAGAUGUCUAUAUUUGGGUUUAUUUUUCGUCGCAGUGUUUCCAUUUUUAUUUCUUCGCUCUGGAGAUACGGUUCAAAAUGUAACAAGCGUGCCUAAAAUGGAGGAAACGAUGCCGCAACAGAAUUUAGACAUAUUCUCAAUACAAACCAGAAAUGUGUCAAUGGUUGAACCGAAAGAAACGGCAUAUAAAGAAUCAAUUGAUUUGGUCUACUUGUGGGCCAAUGGUACUGAUCCAAGAUUUAUAUUAGAUUUAAAACGCCAGAAAGCUUUAGAAGAUGCAGAAAAAUAUCAUAGUUCUCUCAGCUGUAAACGGGGUUCUAAAUAUGGUGAACACAUUCACGUUGUAGUUGUCUACCCUGCCUUACCCCGUACAAAGAAGUUAUCAGAGAAUGACAACAUACGGUUUAUCUUCAAUGUUUCUGAAAAUGAUAUGAAUUACAGUGUGAUUAUUCCUAUACAAAAACAAACAGUGAGUGGAAUUAUGAGUACUCUAACUGAAAUAGAAGGACAGACGUAUAUAAGCGUAUGUGGUUAUAUUACAAACGAACACAAGAUUCAAGCAAAGAAAACACUAGAAAACAUGUACCUUGUGAACAGUAAAAACAGCCAGUCUAUCAACAACAUCACUAGAAAUAUGGAAGGGGUAGGUAUCAUUUUGCAAGACGAUGUAAACAUUGUAACGGAUGCGUACGCACUUGUUUAUAGCAAACCUAGUGAAACCGGCAAUAUUUUCACAAAGAACAUAGAAAAACUGGAACGUUCUGGUUUUGAAAUUAAGCAUGCCGUACUUGUAUGGGACACUGAUAAUAUUGAAAUUGAAGGAGUUCCAAGAGAGAACGCGUUCGCAGAUAACGAGCAGCUUAUGUAUUCAAUUAGAUCAGUGGAAAAGUAUGCCCCGUGGAUUCAGCAUAUCUAUAUCAUAACGAAUGAUCAAGUUCCAAGUUGGCUCAAUGUUUCCAACAAGAGAGUGUCUGUGGUAUAUACAAAGGAAAUCUUUCCAAACAAGAAUGACUUACCAACGUUCUCGUCUCCCGCGAUAGAGAGUUACAUGCACCGUAUACCAGGUUUAUCUGAUACAUUUCUGUUCAUGUGUGAUGACUUUUUCCUCGGCCAGCCGGUCCAUCUGAGUGACUUUUAUACAGCCGAGGAAGGACUGAGGAUCGACUGGGAUGGUCGUAUAGCUGACUGCAGCAGCAGCUGUGCAAACAGGGAUGUUGGUAAUGGUAAGUGUGACCCUGCUUGCGACAACCUAAAAUGCGGGUGGGACCACGGUGAUUGCAGGAGUAUUACACGAGAACAUACCAUAAAAGGUCACCCGCUUGGACACCAUUAUGGAUCUACAUUUCACACGAUGGGGAUGUUUAACAAGCGAAGAUCUGGCUUUAACCAGUCUAUCAUAUACCAAAUGCCGCCACAUGCUCCAUUGCUGGUGAAUAAAAGUGUUGCUAUAGAUCUGGCCAAAACUUUUCAGGAAGACUUUGAGAAGUCGUCUGCUUUUCAUUUUCGAACGCAGUUUAAUAUACAAUAUACGAUGGCAUACUUACAUUUUGUCUCGUCAGCACUUGAAGUCAUGACACCGGAACAAAUCUUUGAUGAAGUAGAUGAAGAUAAAUCAGGAGUAUUGUCAGUCAAAGAGUUGUGGAAUUUGGGCAAUAUGAUCUUUGGGAGUAACUCAGAGGAUCAAACUGUUAACUUGAUUAACACGACCAUAAAUUGUAUGGCAAAUUUGAACUAUGAUUUUGGUGGAAACAAAGGAAUAAAAGAAAAUAACAGAUUUCAGAUAUCCAAAUCUAUGUUUACACGUUGUUCUGGAAUUACUGACAUCUUAACACGAGUAAAUGUAACACAUCCGAAAUACAAGCAUAUGUUGGUGGCAGCAAACAAUUCACACUUUGUGGUGGUACAUAAACUAAAGUUUUCCAAGAGGGAUUUAUCAAAUGUUCUUAUGGACCCUCGCAAAUUUAACGCUGUGAAUGAUAACAUGGAUCAUAGUACACCUGAAUCGGGCGAAAUAAAAAAACUUUUGAAAAACUUUUAUCAGACACUGUUCCCGACGCCGUCACAAUUUGAACUUCGCAUAGUGAGGUGAUUGGCAGUAGAAGUUAUCCUUAUGCUUCGAAUUCAUAUUCUAGAAGUAAACAACUCAUAGAUUGUGAAAAAAAUCAAUUUGAAAAACCUUACUGAUCUAAUGAUUUAUUGUUUACAAAUUUGAUAAACGCCCUAAAACUGUACAUAGUUCCGUGCAUUUUUUUCUUUUUAUAUCUAUAAAUAUAAAGUAAGAAACACAUUUGCGUAUAUAUUUCUAGUGUAUUAUUCAUGUGUUGUUAUCACAUUUGUUUUUUAUUUUCAUUACUAUUGUUGAUUGUUAACCGUUAUACUACUGAUACGCAAACAUACUCUCACAUAGCGUUCUGUCGACACAUUGGGUGAAUUCACCAAAUAUUUCAGUCGUUUAAAGAAAAGGACGAUUUACUUUCUUGAAACGCUUAUGACUAAACAAACAGUUACAUGCAAUACAUCAUCAUUUACGCGUAGCUUUUCACCACCUUCUUAUCCCUUUUUCUCACAAAUGCUCUAUGAACUAGAGAAAUAUAUUUUUGGUAUCUGCUUGAGUUCGAACUCCGCAGAAAUAUUUGUGAAGCUAUCCAUGCUUUAUCGCAAACGCAUAUCCCUCUCUAAGACCUACGCAUAGAACAGACUUUACGCCGGCAGUAGGUGUUUUUUGCAGGUUGGGAUGUGGCGGAGGAGGAAAUGAGAGGGGUUUUAGCGGCGGAGUUAUUUCAGUGAUUGCCGAAAUAUGACAAAAUAAUAUCAUUAUUGACCUCUGCGAAACACACUUCAUUUCAUGAAAAUAUUUGAAGUAUGUUUCUCACUUUUGCAGUGCUCAUGCAGUUUUCUGCAUCUGUUGUUUUCGUAACAUCAAGAUUUUCCGGACGGAAGGAGUGCCAAGCUGAAGUCCCAUUACACCGAUGAAUUAAAAUUGGAAAUUAAAAAAAAAAAGAUCAAGACGAAACAUGUCAUCUUAAUGCUACGUAGAAUUACGAACUAUUCAGUAACUACAAUUCAAUACCCAUUGCUAUACUAAAUAAUGAAAUUAUACCUGCGUAAUUAUACUUUAACAUAUGUUAAAGUUAUAUGUAAAUUGCCAUAGUAAUAAAAUGUAGAAUUGGGCCUCAAUAAGCAAAAUAGAUACCAUUGGAAAGUCUUUCACCACUU